This is a messenger RNA of Cydia pomonella (codling moth), 3969 nucleotides long. RefSeq lists its product as uncharacterized. The coding region runs from base 416 to 1450 and encodes 344 amino acids. The record is from RefSeq and is a predicted model, not a curated record. The transcript is spliced from 5 exons. NCBI's taxonomy places the organism in Eukaryota, Metazoa, Arthropoda, Insecta, Lepidoptera, Tortricidae.
GUGAUGUAUGUUAUGAAUUGGAGGUGUGGAAUAAAAAAAAUGACUGAAGAUUAUUUAUUUAUUCAAAAGAACACUUUUCAAUAACACAUUUACUGAAUUAAGUUAUUGAUAACGUCAAACUGCGCCAUCUAGUUGUUUAAGAUCGAACUAGUUUGAAUUGUUAAUUUGUUACUACUUCUAAAAUGAGUAAAAGCUGUAGAUUUGGUAUUGCUACCUAUCUUUCGUAGAUGGCGCUUUUGUACGUAACUUUUUCACGGUUUUGAAACCAAUGAGACAAAUAUUUACUAUUUACCGCCCUAGUGCGAAUGUGUGAAAGUAAAAAGCGCUAGUUGCGAGCGCGAAAGCUGUUUUGUUUCUGAUUUGUUGUCAGAUUAAGGAUUAAAUUACAAGUAUACUAAAAAGACAAUUAAUCGUAAUGGAAGUUACGGUUACACAUAUGAAAAACCCAUUUUCGUUCUUUUUAAAAGAAAAGUGUAAUGAUAGUGACCGACCACUUCAAGAUGAGGACCGGUGUGACCUGCAGACCUAUUUGAAGAAACAGUGGUCGGAUGUGAACCACGGAAAAUAUGUUGCUGUAUGGCACCAGGAUAAAUGGACCCGUGGUAUUGUGCACAUGGAAUCCCAAGUUUUAAUCUGGCUGGUUGACUGUGGGUACUAUGUACGACCGGAUGAAAGCAUGGUCUAUGUAAAUUUACCCCCGGAGUUUAAGAAACUGCCUACAAAGGUGUUUGAAGCCAGUAUUCAUGGAGUGGUACCAAUUGAUAAGGCACUGUCAGAUGAAUGUGAAAUUAAGGAUGUCAUUGCCACCACCUGGAAUCAUGGAUCCAUUGAAAAAGGCCAGAACAUAAUCAAUAGAAGCAAAGCUAUUUAUUUUGUGCCCAUAGCCAUGUUGUGUACUAAAGGAAAUGAUGUUGUGCUGGGAGACCUGUACGUGGACACUCCUAGCCAAGGCGUGGUUAACUUUAUUGACCUCAUGGAGCUGUGGCCUGUGCAUCUGCAGAAGAACCCAGCGGUGUAUAUUGAAAAUAUUACCACGUUUUAUUCGAGCCGGCGUAAACACCACGCAUGCACCCUCAAGCCGGUCAUGCCGAGAGAACUACCAGAGGUGACUCCCACCACCAUCACUAUCAACCAAUACGAAGCCAUAGCCAAAGACGCCCCGCAGCUCGAACUUGCCGACACCUCCAGCUCAGAUGAUUGCAGUACCGUCGUCACCAACCACCAGGGUAAUCAUCUCACGGCAGACGAGAUUGAAGAGUACUCGAAGAUGUAUAUCAAAAUUAAUGGCAUACAGUAUAACGUUUUGAAUAUAAUACUUAACAAGUGCCACGAUUUGAGCAUGUGUGAAAGGUAUAAAGAUAGAAAGUCUGUCGGCAGGGCGACUACGCGUCAUUCUACAUUUUGUGGCUAUGAACGCCGAUAUUUGGAUGAUUUCGAACAGUUUGCUUAGAAAGUACUUGCAGGCGCUUUCGUAAGCAUACCUCAAGCUUCCGACUGAAGUGCUACUACAACUAUUUAAGCAGACUGCUUAUCCAUUGGUAGGACUUGGACGUAAUUAAUUGUUUUUUUUUUUAACGCUAGUGAUUUAAAAAAUCCGCCUCCUUGCCAGUGUUACACUAUACUGCUAUUGAGAUACUGCCCUUUGUAUAAAUGUAUUAAAUAAACUUGUGCGUACUAUUAGAAGGAAUAUGUAAUAUAUGUAGUUGCACAUUAUUGAAACAUACAUAUUCGGAGGCUCCUAACUAAAUGGCGCUGGCGCUGUUGUAAGAUAAACUAUAAUAAUUUCGACCUACAAUCCUUUACAGAUUGCCCGCUGGAUUUCAUUUAAACACUGUUAUUUAGUUAUUAGGGGUCAUCCUUAGAUAUAUGUCAAUAGCCACUAGGUAUCGCGAGUCGGGCAAUCGAUAAUUAUUGGGACAACUAUUUCGAGUACACUUAUAUACUCUACUCCAUCGCAUUCACCAUCUUUGAUUAUGCGGCUGCCAUUUUGUCAAGGAAUUAUACUUUCAAUCCAAUAAUUGGGUAAUAAUUAUGUAAGUUUUGCGGUGCUGUGAUUUGUUAUAUGCUUGCAGCGACAUUUAGUGAUGUUUUUGUUUUUAAGGCGCGUGGGAUAGUUUAUUUUUGGUUUUGGUUAAUACAUUUAUAAGUAAAUGUGUCGUUGUCAAGCAAAAAGUCCCACGUUGUCGCUUGCCAUAAGGUUGACAGCGCUUUGACAGUUUCUUUGUAUAAAGACACAAGCAAAUCUUCCUUAUGGUAAGCGACAAUGUGGGACCUUUGACUACGACAUAAAUAGGUACCUAGGUUCAUAAUAUAUCAGUAGAUAUAUUACUGGAUGCCUUACACUAACUCUUUUGCCAUUUACAUGUCAUGUUACUAAGUAUAUAAGUUAUUUGUUUACUGAGCUUAUCAAGCUACUUUUUCAUCUUAACAUAGUUAUUCUUAAGUUAAUUUGAAAGCUGGAUUUUUAUUUACACUGCAUAACAAUGAAGCAUUUGUUAAGAUUGAGAGGGUAGUUUAAGAAUGUUAUUAUCGUAAGCUACUUCAUAUGUAACUUUUUUUCUUAUGCUAAAUUAAUGGACGGAUAACCUAUUUGGAGGUUUUCUGCUGUACUGAUUUAGAUUCUACGUAAUUGAAAGCAGGGUAUUAGUGUUGUAAGAUAUCAAAUAGUAUAAGGCUAUUUAAUGACACUUACGCAUUGCAAUAGUUUAACAGGUUACAAUUAGAAAUGAGUGAUGUUGAUAACGAGACGUUUAUAGUUUUGUUCAAUAAGUAUUUUUAAGUUAUUUUUUUGUUUUUGUUUUGUGAGCAUAUUAGUCAUAUCAUAGUUUAGUUCAAUGUUAUAUAUAAUAAUUGUUUAAGCUUGCCUCUUUACCUGAUUACUGUAGAUGCUGUUAAAAUAUGUUAUAUGCAAAUACGCGUUUAUGAAUAACUUGUGUAGUGAAACAAUCGUCUCAAGUGUAGUUUGAAUUUUAUAAUGUUUUUUUUUCGUCUGGGACCCUAAUCUGUUAAACAAAAGAUAUUUGUUUCCUUUAUGCAGUGAGUACUUCAGCCACUGCUAAUUACGCCGUUAGAAGUAAACGGGAUCAAGACCUUUUAAAAAAAUACCGUCCUUUUUAUAUGCUUCAAAUUAAUGAAACAGCCCAUUCAACAGAACUUGUUAUCUUUAAAAAUAAUGCCCUGUUGUUUUUGGCAGCCACGUGGCUGAUUGUUCUUCGAAUAAGCUGUUGCAUAGGUUUGAACCUUGAUGCUUUUUAAAGACAAUGUUGCUUUGCACGUGCCGAGAAAACGGGAGCUGACCACUCUGCAUAAGAGAAGCAAAAGUUAACAGGUUAGGGCCCGUGCCGAAUAAAUCAUUUCAUAAAAUUCAUACUACGGUUGUGGCAUUAGACGUGUAGGUAUACCUGUCUCCACAACAUAUACCUCUAUGUUACUUUAAAAACAAUUGUUUUUAUCGAGAGUUACCUUUUUAAGUUUGAGAGUAAUAUACUUUUUGUUCUUUACAUACUAUCCUUAUGUUUCGAAUAUGUUUAAAUAAGGCGAGGUAUAAUUAUGCUAAUUGGUGGGGUUUUCAGGGCAAAAUUAUCUAUCUGCACCUUAACACCAGUAGGAGUUACUUUUAAGUUAAAUUGAGUACCUACCUAUAGUGUUGCCAAAUUAGAUAAUAUUCGCUCUUGGAGUAUGGCCCAUAAACCACCACCAGCCUGCUUGAUCAUACCAGUGUUGGCCGAAACGUUAAUUGACUAUUAUCCAUUAUAAAUUGAACCGUAAUAGACUGUUACAGUUUACGGUCGGUAUUCACCAAGUAUUAACGUUCGGCCAAUAUUGGUCCAUACCUCUUCAAUAUAUGACAGUAAAUAAUACUCAAUAUGAAAACAGAAACCUACCACUGUCUCAACUAUACUAAAAGUAUUUUGUUUUUUAUUAAACUAGAAAUGUAAAAUGACAAAGUAAUAAAACAAGUCAAUUAAU